AUGCAGUCUAAGCUUUUCAGUAGAGAAGAAGAAAAGAACCUGCUUCCACCAAAGACGGAUCAAGGGCUACGGAGAGUGCACUCUGACAUCCCAGUUAAGACUGAUAACAAUAUCGAAGAAUUGAACUGGGCCAUGAGCACAAAUGAAGUGGAGAUGGUGGAGUGUGAGUGCUGUGGGAUGUCUGAGGAUUGCACCCCUACCUAUAUCUCCCGAAUCAAAGAAUUUUUCUGCGGCAAAUGGGUCUGUGGCCUUUGUUCGGAAGCUGUAAAGGAGAUGGUGAAGCGAACUCCUGCGCUGACCAUGGAGGACGCUAUAGACUCCCACACGGCUCUCUGCAAGAACUUCAAUACCACCAGACUCAAGCUUAAGCUCUCCUUGGCCGGUGCAACGAGAGAUAUUGCAAGGAAAAGCUUUGAACGAAGAACUUCCAAGGACUCAUAUGGGUCCAAGAUUUCUAGGACCGUCAGCUGUGGUGCUGUUUUGGACCGAAAGUUCAAACGGUCACCAAUCCAGUGA
Phoenix dactylifera (date palm) is the source of this 516-nucleotide messenger RNA. RefSeq lists its product as uncharacterized. The record is from RefSeq and is a predicted model, not a curated record. Lineage: Eukaryota; Viridiplantae; Streptophyta; Magnoliopsida; Arecales; Arecaceae.